Molecule: messenger RNA, 3350 nt
Organism: Mytilus californianus (California mussel)
Lineage: Eukaryota; Metazoa; Mollusca; Bivalvia; Mytilida; Mytilidae
Product: serine/threonine-protein kinase 32B-like
Exons: 12
Coding region: 216-1766 (516 amino acids)
Biological process (GO): G protein-coupled receptor signaling pathway; protein phosphorylation; regulation of signal transduction
Molecular function (GO): G protein-coupled receptor kinase activity; ATP binding; G protein-coupled receptor binding
Source: RefSeq, a predicted model, not a curated record
UCAAUGGAGCAUAAAAUCAAUCAGUAGGUUACAGAUUCUGAAGCUGUGUGUUGAAAGGUGAUGUGAUAAAACUUGAUAUUUGGCUUUGCUAUUAAUUGACACGCAUUAUAUGUGCAACCAGAAGCAUGCAUAUAUAUUAAGGUUUUGAGAAAAGAAAAUCAAGAGAUCCUCUUAAAGAAACACAUCCUCAUGUAGACAUCAUUUCAAUAUAAAAGAUGGGAGGUGCUCAAUCGUCCAGACGGGAAUCUUUUGAUCUGGCUGGUGAAGUGAAUUUUGACCAUUUUCAAAUUCUUAGAGCCAUUGGAAAAGGAAGUUUUGGAAAGGUCUGCAUUGUUCAGAAAAAAGAUACAAAGAAAAUGUAUGCUAUGAAGUAUAUGAAUAAACUAAUGUGCAUCAAAAAAGAUUCUGUCUGGAAUGUUUAUCGAGAAAUAGAAAUAUUAACUAGUUUGGAACAUCCAUUUCUCGUCAAUUUAUGGUUCACGUUUCAAGAUGAAGAGGACAUGUUUAUGGUGGUUGACCUACUUCUUGGAGGUGACUUACGGUACCAUAUUCAGCAGGAAGUACAUUUUGAUGAAUAUCAAGUCAGACUAUAUGUUUGUGAAAUUGCAUUGGCGCUGGAUUACCUACAACAGAAUAAUAUAAUACACAGAGAUAUAAAGCCUGACAACAUAUUACUGGAUGAAGAAGGUCAUGUGCAUAUUACAGAUUUCAACAUAGCUACUAUGUUAAGUGAAGGACAGUUGGCGACCUCCAUGUCGGGAACAACACCUUAUAUGGCACCAGAAGUAUUUGCCUGUGCUUUAGACGAGUGUCCUGGCUACAGUUAUCCUGUUGAUUGGUGGUCGCUGGGAAUUUGUGCCUAUGAAAUGUUGAAAGGACGGCGUCCGUUUGAUAUUCACACAGGAACCUCCAUAUUAGAAAUAAAACAGAUAUUCAUGACUUGUAAAGCUCAUUACUCACAGUCAAUGCAUGAAGGAGUGAAAGAUCUUAUUAAAGGACUGCUGACCUUAGACCCAGACAGAAGAAUAUCAAGUUUAGUGAUGUUAAAAGGACAGUAUUUUAUGAAUGAACUUGACUUUGACAAAGUUUUGAUGCGACAAAUGAAACCAACAUUUGAACCUUCAAAAGACCAUUUAAACUGUGAUCCUACAUAUGAACUAGAAGAAAUGAUUAUAGAAUCCAAACCACUUCAUAAAAAGAAGAAAAGAUUAGCUAAACAAAAUUCUAAGAGAGGUGAACUGUCCAGACAGGCUUCUGUGGACUCAGAAAAUACCACAGAGGAAGAAAAUAUAUAUAAAUAUUUUAAAGUUUACAAUAGAGAAAAAGUAAAGUAUGAUGAAGAACAAUCAGAUAAACAGGAAGAAGUAGUGGAAGAAGUCCGGAAACAGUCUCUUCGGGAAGAGGCUGAGAAACCAUCAAUUCGUGGAAUACGUGUGAACGAAAGUUUUGAUUGUGAAGAUGAAGAUGAGGAUCUUGACAAAGUUGAGAAUUCGUCAUUUGAUUUACCAGACGUACCAGAUUUUAAACAAAGACUUAGUGUACAUUCAGCAAUAGAAGUUGGUAGUGGACGUAGACAUUCUGGAAAAACUGUAACUUUUAGUGACCGAAGACUUUCAGAUUAUACUUGUUAUUCUCGUCAAGAUCCGAAUAAAUUAUCAGAAAGGACAGGGAUUAUAAAACCCAUGUUAAAAGACCGUAGAUUGUCUGAUAUGACAGGACAAAAAACUUCAGUUAUUGAUAAUGGUAACUCCACGGGUAACAGUUGAUAUUUCUUGCUCAAAUUAUUUAUUUUUGUAAUCAGUCUUAACAAAACUAAUAACUUAAGAAACUAAGUGCUUCUGUAAAGAGGAUUAGUUCUUAAAAAACAAUUUCUUGUAAACAAAAAAUUAUGAUCUACGUUAAAAAUAAUAGUCAACAAUUCUUCACAUGUUCUACUUAGAUGAUAUUUUUAUAUUUUAUAUAACAAAUAAAUCUCAUAAAUUUCUGACCAUUUGAAAUUACAUUAGCAUCUAUACCUAAGUUUGAUAUCUCGCGUCUAUCAUCUUGAAUUAUUCAUAAUUAUACACAUUUAAUGUGAGACAAAUGUCUUUAUCACUUUCUUGUCUGUCUGUCUAUUAAGAAUUAUACAAAACAAGAGUCUGGUCAUUUUAUAUUAACGACAUCCAAAUUGUAGACAUUAGUCAUACUUUUCUUGCGUAUCAUACCUAUUAGGCAUACUUAUAAUGCGUUUGUAGAGAUUGAAUGUGAUUAUCUCCCCAUUACCAGAAAUGUCUCGAACUGAAAAAUAAAUCAAAUGACAAAUGCAUUAUUGUAGUAUGUCUGUUAGGUCCAAAUCAUAAGUAAUGUGUGAUUAAUGUCAAAAGUUCAGACAUCUCUAUGAUGUGUUUAAUCAAGUCUUACAGCUUUAUAUUGUCUUGUUGACACAUGUAUGGCCUUUUCUGAUUUGAAAGGAAGCAGUAAUAGUUAUCAUACAUACUCUCACAUUCCUUAAAGAGAGAUUUCUGAGGAAGAAAACAAAAUUUUGAAAAACAUUCCAGUUAUCAUUAAAUGAUGGGCAACACUAUCGUAAAAUGAUUGCUUUUGAUGAUUUUGCAGUUUGGAUUUUUGACUAGCAUGAUAUGAUGUCAUUUUCCUGCAAAUAAACAAAUUAAAAGUGCUUUUUUUUAAACAGCCUAGUUGUAUAAAGCCUACUUUAAAUUAAUUAUAGUUUAAAUAUACUUUUGUAUUAUUUGAGGCCAUAUAUAGGUAUGGAUUUGUCACAUCAAAAUGUCUACUAAAUAUCUACCGGUAGUAGUUAAUUCUUUUUUAUAACUUUGACAUAGUGUGACAUAUUUCAAUAACCUGUAAGACAACACUUCAAAGAUAUCAUAAUAAAAUUUUGACCAACUGGAGACUGUGGAAAUUUAUUAAUGUGAACAUGGAAAAAACCAUAUGUAAUUUUCACACUUACAGAGAAAUAGUAAAUAAAGUUAAUAAAAAAAUAAUUGAUCUUCUGAUGUGAAACAAAUGUUCUAGCUGUAGCAAAAUUGCAGAUAGGUCCAGGAGAUCACUCAUUAUGUAUAUAUUAUCUUUAUUAUUAAAAAUUCCCUCAAAUAACUGGUAAAAAAAUGUUUUAUAUAUAUUUUGUAAAAAAAUUACCACUAUGUGGUUACAAUACAUUCAACAUUUAAAAAAAGCUAUCUUAACACUGUCCAUUUUGAUUCCAUGUGUAAAAAAAUUGUACAAAAGAAUAAGAAAGAUUAAAGCAUAUGAAUUACAGUAUAAAAAUCCACUAUAUUUGUACUUGUUAGAAAAUACUCAAUAUUUACUCAUACUGUUAUUUGUGAAUAAACUGUUGUUUGAUACUUAAA